UGGUUGGUGUCCGUCCGAAGAUGCGUUGCACUCCGGCAGCAUCAGUACCAGCUCCGCCGUGCCAUUAAACCAAAAAACCCGGGGGACGGAGCAGCAGCAGCGGCGGUGUUAGCGGCUCGAGCGGCGGCGGUGCAGCGGAGCGGCAGGAUGGGAGACCAGAAGGAAUCUCUGCGUAAGAUCACCCACACGCUGGCGAUGAAGAAUGAGGAGAUCUCAAACUUCGUGUGCACUCUCAAACAGAGCCUCGACAACUUAGAGGCGAACUCCAACAGAGUCCAGGAGGAUCUGGAGUCUGAGUUCACCGCCCUCCACAAUGUUCUGGACGAAAUGAAGGAGAACAUGGUGACGCGCAUCAAACAGGAGAGAGCCAGCCGCACGUACGAGCUACAGAGUCAGCUGAGCGCCUGCUCCAAGGCCCUGGAGAGUUCAGAGGAGCUGCUGGAGCUCGCCAAUCAGACGCUCUGCUCCUCGGAGACGGACGGUUUCAAUCAGGCGGCCAAAGACAUUAAGGAUAGCGUGACAAUGGCUCCAGCCUUUCGCCUCUCCCUGAAGGCUAAAGCCAGUGACAACAUGAGUCACUUGAUGGUGGAUUUCAGCCAGGAGAGGGAGUUGUUGCAGGGCCUCAAGUUUCUUCCAGUUCCUGCCACUCCAGAGAUCCAGGUGUCAGAGUGCCAGGUGUGCGACAACACAGUGACCGUAGUCUGGACCUUAUCGGAGCCUGACAGCAAGAUAGACCACUACAUCCUGGAGCAUCGACGCACAAACCACGAGGGCCCGCCACGCAUCAGAGAGGACUACCCCUGGAUGGUGUUAGAGGGGAUAAAAGAGCUGGAGCACACUCUCACAGGUCUGCGCUUUGACACCCGGUACAUGACGUUCAGAGUGAAAGCAUGUAACAAGGCUGUGGCAGGAGAGUUCUCUGAGCCGGUUACACUAGAAACUCACGCCUUCACCUUCAAGCUGGACUCUGCGUCGGCCCACCAGAACCUGAAGGUGGAGGACUUGAGUGUAGAGUGGGACAGCAGCGGAGGAAAGAUACAAGACAUCCGCAAAGAAAAGACCCGAACCAACUCCCCGAUGCACUCUCCAGCAAGGUCAGCGCUGAUGUCACCUAAGAGAGCGCCGACAGCUCGUCCCGGCAGAGACAGGUUUACAGCAGAGUCCUACACAGUGCUGGCUGACACCAUGAUCGACGCUGGCCAGCAGUACUGGGAGGUGCGGUUUGACAAGGAGAGCAAAGCCUUCGCUGUCGGCGUUGCCCUGCGGAGUCUUGGAAAAUUCGACCAGUUGGGAAAAAGCGGUGCUUCCUGGUGCAUCCACCUGAACAACUGGCUGCAGCAGAGUCUCACAGCCAAGCACAACAACAAGGCCCGCACACUGGACUGUGCCAUCCCCAACAGUAUAGGAGUCUACGUCAACUAUGACGAAGGUGUUUUGUCUUUCUACAACUCCAAAACUAAACAACUGAUGCACACCUUCAAAACCAAGUUCCAGCAGCCAGUUGUGCCAGCUUUCAUGGUGUGGAACGGCAGUUUUUCAGUAGUGACGGGCCUGCAGGUUCCCAGCAUGGUGCAGAGCGGGCAGCGAAAGAACAGCGGCACCAGCAGCUCCAACGCCAGCCUCACCUAGUCUCAUCCACUGAGCCAGCUGGAUGCCGCCCAGCUCUGCUCGACUGCAGUCCUGCUGCAGAACAUCACUUCUGCCGUGGCUGCGGUCCAAGCCAUAUCAUGGAAGAGUUACAUCACUGGAGUAUGAUGGUUUAACCUGUUCCAGCGUCUGCGUUUACAGAAAUAAUUUAGGGAACAGUGAGUCAUCCGUCAGUGGCAGAACUCUUCAGAUGUAUGACUGCGGCUGUUGUUGCUCGGGACACAUUAGCUGUAGUCGUACUAGUUUUUCCUCUCAUGUCAUUUAGCACUGUCCCACUGCUGCUAGAGCAAAGAUUUAGCGCUGGCCGCUGCCCUUCCUUCCUCGCCAUCACCAAAACUGUCAGUGGUGCUGUCAAUGCAGCCAGCUGCAGGUGCAGGGUUACAUCCUGUCCUGUCUGCUCUCUCCCUGUGCCUUCCUUCUCAUUUCCAAACUGAUUGGCCAAAUCGGAUGAUCCACACAAACAUGCUAGUAUCUCACUGCAAGAAAUUGUCUCCCUAAAACAAUCCAAAACAACGUAUCGUGUCAAUGUCGUUAUAACGCGGUUGUAUUGUAAUUUAGUGUUACUUAUCACCCAGUGAAUCUGCCUCUUCCCAUCAACCAAACUAUGUAACCCAAAUAAUCUGCUCCGUGACAAUGCUACUGACUAGAAUGUAGUUCAUUAAAUCAGGAUUAAUUCAACUUUGCCAGCAGCUAAUGGAUCAUAAGUACAACACGUAUUCAAGAUGUUGUAUUUUAUUUCUUGCAGAGGCAUGCAGACUUAACAGUGUUUACUGCUUUUCACUUUUUAUAGUCGGGUCCCACAGUUUGCGUGCGAGAAACUGGGUCAUUUAGCCUCCUGCUGAGGUUCUGUUAGUUUGAAAUUAGAGUCAGUGUCGGCUGUGAGGGUUUAAAGGAAUUUUGUUUGGAUCUUUGAGGUGGGGUUGUAUGAGGUACUUAUUAAUAUUAAGGGUAUUACGUGCAGUAAAUGUGAGUCGGCACACCCCCAACACUGAAGCUGAGGUGUGUACCACUGUGGACGAGCGGCUUGCAUUUCCAUUAUUGCUCGCAUAACACACCUACGUCACCUUCGUUUGCAAAUAAUAAUAAGUUUUGUGCAAAUCUGUAAU
Molecule: messenger RNA, 2753 nt
Organism: Plectropomus leopardus (leopard coralgrouper)
Lineage: Eukaryota; Metazoa; Chordata; Actinopteri; Perciformes; Serranidae
Gene: fsd1
Product: fibronectin type III and SPRY domain containing 1
Biological process (GO): regulation of mitotic spindle organization; regulation of cell division
Cellular component (GO): microtubule
Molecular function (GO): microtubule binding
Source: RefSeq, a predicted model, not a curated record